CCGAGGAGCCCCGUCCCUCCCCGGACCGCUUUGGCCAAUCAGCUCCGCUCCUCCUGGGCGAUCCGGCUCUGCCCCUUCCUGGUCAGUCCUGCCCCAUCGUUUGUCUCCCGGCUCUCCUUUACUCUCGCGUGGUCCCGUGCUGUCGGUGUCGGGAGCGGGAAGCAUGGGCGACAGGUGGGAGCUGGGGGCCGCGGCGGGCGGUUCUCUGCUGCUGUGUGCCGCGCUGCUGGCGGCGGGUUGCGCCCUGGGCCUGCGCCUGGGCCGCGGGCGGGGGGCGGCGGACCGCUGGGCGCUGGUCUGGCUCUGCUACGACGCGCUGGUGCACUUCGUGCUGGAAGGCCCUUUUGUCUGCUUGUCUUUAGUAGGAAACGUUGCAAAUUCCGAUGGCUUGAUAGCUUCUUUAUGGAAGGAAUAUGGCAGAGCUGAUGCGAGAUGGCUUUAUUUCGAUCCAACCAUUGUGUCUGUGGAAAUUCUGACUGUCGCCCUGGAUGGGUCUCUGGCGUUGUUCCUCAUUUAUGCCAUAGUCAAAGAGAAACAUUACCGGCAUUUCCUGCAGAUCACCCUGUGCGUGUGUGAGCUGUACGGCUGUUGGAUGACCUUCCUCCCAGAGUGGCUCACCAGGAGCCCCAACCUCAACACCAGCAACUGGCUCUACUGUUGGGUUUACCUGUCUUUUUUUAAUGGUGUGUGGGUUCUGAUCCCAGGACUGCUACUUUGGCAGUCAUGGGUAGAACUCAACAAAAUGCAUCAGAAAGAAACCAGUUCAGUGAAAAAGUUUCAGUGAAUUUUCAAAACCAUAAACACUAUGCUCUGACUUUUUGAGCCAGAAUGAAUCAAAUGUUUUUGUUUGCCCAAAAUGUAAUACAUUCAGUCUACACUUUCUUUUUGUAUUUUUGCUCCUGAACAACCUGUUUUAAAUUGGUUUUAAGGCGACCCGUUUUCAUUGUGGUGGUGGUGUCCAAUUAAAUGGUGAGACGGGGAAAAGAGAACAAGUCAAACUUAUAAUAAUAACACACUUAAUUAUACAUUUUAUGUCUGGCAUUGUUCCACAAUAGUAAAACCAAUUGUCUUAGAAUACUCUAGUGUUACAUUAAUUUUUUAUUCCAAAGGACAUGUUCUUCCCUCAUCUUUUAAUCCUCUCACUAGACUUUUUUGGUUACCAGUGUGAAACCAGAAAUGAAUUGAAAAAUUCUGUUUUUAUAUUUA
Cebus imitator (Panamanian white-faced capuchin) is the source of this 1206-nucleotide messenger RNA. RefSeq names its product EBP like (gene EBPL). The transcript has 4 exons. The record is from RefSeq and is a predicted model, not a curated record. Bases 164 to 784 code for a protein of 206 amino acids. Gene Ontology annotation, molecular function: cholestenol delta-isomerase activity. Gene Ontology annotation, biological process: sterol metabolic process. NCBI's taxonomy places the organism in Eukaryota, Metazoa, Chordata, Mammalia, Primates, Cebidae. Gene Ontology annotation, cellular component: membrane; endoplasmic reticulum.